This is a messenger RNA of Loxodonta africana (African savanna elephant), 1942 nucleotides long. RefSeq names its product ankyrin repeat domain 9 (gene ANKRD9). The transcript has 2 exons. Gene Ontology annotation, molecular function: protein binding. The record is from RefSeq and is a predicted model, not a curated record. Lineage: Eukaryota; Metazoa; Chordata; Mammalia; Proboscidea; Elephantidae. Bases 897 to 1850 code for a protein of 317 amino acids.
CUUCACACCCUCGGCGGCCCCGGCCCCUCUCCAGUCACCGGGCCGCGGCCGCCACUCGCUGCCCAGUGAGGCGGAGGACGAACUUUACGUAACCGCCCGGCGCCCCACGCCUGCCCACACAGUCACACCUGGGGCGCGCAGGCUCAGGCUUGGUAAGGAGACUCCACUCGUGAUGUUGCCUCGAGGGGUGCUGUGGCCGCGGCCCCACUGCGCCACCCUCUGCAGUUCAGUUACCGCCACUGAUAGUAGUCCGGUGUGUGCGAACUGGCCUGUCCGCUGCCCCAGGCCCUUGUAACCAAGGGCUUACCCUUGAGAGAAGACAGUCGGAAGUUUGGGCUGCGGCCAGGGCUCCGAGGCCAGGGCGCAGGCAGGGGCCCGGGGCUCAAAGGGCCGGGCUCCAUCUGGGCUCCACGCAUCUAGGGGGCCUCACCACGUCUGGGAUGAGUCCAAAAUGGGAGGCAGGAGCCUGGGCGCUAGGCAUGCUGACCCUGGACAAACUCUUCUCAAUGGGACGGCAGUACCCAUUUCAUCCAGUGGCUGGGAGGAUCCAGACAGCAGCAGACCCGGCGGGGCUGUGCAGACUCAAAUAUUGCACCCACCAGUCUCUACGUUGGCUUCGCCUUCCUGCUUCCCCUCAGGAACUCUAGGGGUGCUGGCCAACAUUGAACUUGUUUGCGGGUGAAGUGCUGGACCCACUGCCCCGACUUACCUCGGCUGGGGCUGACAACCUUGCCCCCUUCUUACAGAUAACGAAGCUGUGGCCCAGCGAGGGACAGUGAUGUAGCCAUCUUUGCAGAACAAGGUAGAUCUUCGUCAAGAGUUCUGCCCGCUGCCCUGGCUGGAGGUGGUCGUCUGGAGGCCCAUGUCGUGAGGCCAGGAGGCGCCUAGCUGCCAGCAUGCCGUGGGAUGCGCGGCGGCCUGGGGGAGGCGCGGACGGUGGACCCGAGGGCGUAGGCCCGGCGCGCUCACGGGCGCAGAAGCAGUGCCGCAAGUCAUCGUUCGCCUUCUACCAGGCCGUGCGUGACCUGCUGCCUGUGUGGCUGCUUGAGGACAUGCGAGCCAGCGAGGCCUUUCACUGGGACGAGCGCGGCCGCGCCACCGCCUACUCGCCGUCCGAGGCGUUGCUCUACGCGCUCGUGCACGAUCACCAGGCCUAUGCGCACUACCUACUGGCCACCUUCCCGCGCCGGGCACUCGCGCCGCCCUCUGCUGGCUUUCGCUGCUGCGCCGCGCCGGGGCCGCAUGUGGCGCUGGCCGUGCGAUACAACCGCGUGGGCGUGCUGCGUCGCAUCCUGCGCGCAGUGCGCGACUUCCCAGCUGAGGAGCGUGCUCGUCUGCUUGACCGGCGCGGCUGCAGCCGCGUGGAAGGCGGUGGCACUGCGCUGCACGUGGCCUGCGAGCUGGCGCGACCCGAAUGUCUCUUCCUGCUGCUGGGCCAUGGUGCCUCGCCAGGCCUGCGCAACGCCGAUGGCCUCACGCCGCUGGAGUUGCUGCUGCGCCAGCUGGGCCACGACUCCAGCGCCGGCACUGUUGCCGGGGCUCCGGGCGCCACCGGCCCCGGGGAACCGCGCCAGCGCCGCCUGCUGCUGCUGGACUUACUGGCGCUGUACACGCCUACGGGCGCUGCGGGUCCCACCCGCCGCGAGCUGUUGGGUGACCGGCUGCGCUGGCAGCGGCUGCUGGGUGAGGACAAGUUCCAGUGGCUGGCGGGCCUGGCGCCGCCCUCACUCUUUGCACGCGCCAUGCAGGUGCUGGUCACCGCCAUCUCUCCCGGCCGCUUCCCGGAGGCCCUGGACGAACUGCCGCUGCCACCUUUCCUGCAGCCGCUGGACCUCACGGGAAAGGGCUAGACCACGGGGUGCCCUGGGGCAGGCUUUGUGGGUAAAACUAUUUUUCUGAGCGUUGUACCCGGCACUUUACAUAGACUGAUUUCUGUGCAGCA